CAUUGGCAAGCUACCAUAAUGGGACCACCUGAAAGUGGAUACGAAGGCGGAGUGUUCUUUCUUACCAUUCACUUCCCCACGGACUACCCGUUCAAACCUCCAAAGGUGGCCUUCACGACACGCAUAUAUCAUCCGAACAUUAACAGUAAUGGAAGCAUCUGCUUGGACAUACUACGUUCGCAAUGGUCGCCCGCGUUGACUAUCUCAAAAGUUUUGCUGUCCAUCUGUUCGCUGCUAUGUGAUCCGAACCCAGAUGACCCACUAGUACCCGAAAUUGCCAGGAUUUACAAAACAGAUAAAACGAGGUAAACAGAUAAACAGAUA
Messenger RNA from Priapulus caudatus, 324 nucleotides. RefSeq names its product ubiquitin-conjugating enzyme E2 2-like. Gene Ontology annotation, molecular function: ubiquitin conjugating enzyme activity. The transcript is spliced from 4 exons. Gene Ontology annotation, biological process: protein polyubiquitination; ubiquitin-dependent protein catabolic process. Bases 19 to 309 code for a protein of 96 amino acids. Lineage: Eukaryota; Metazoa; Priapulida; Priapulimorpha; Priapulimorphida; Priapulidae. The record is from RefSeq and is a predicted model, not a curated record. Gene Ontology annotation, cellular component: nucleus.